This is a messenger RNA of Aspergillus udagawae, 627 nucleotides long. RefSeq names its product Rab family GTPase YPT7 (gene rab7). The transcript is spliced from 6 exons. Gene Ontology annotation, cellular component: fungal-type vacuole membrane; late endosome; vacuole. NCBI's taxonomy places the organism in Eukaryota, Fungi, Ascomycota, Eurotiomycetes, Eurotiales, Aspergillaceae. The record is from RefSeq and is a predicted model, not a curated record. Gene Ontology annotation, biological process: regulation of vacuole fusion, non-autophagic. Gene Ontology annotation, molecular function: GTPase activity; GTP binding. The coding region runs from base 1 to 627 and encodes 208 amino acids.
AUGGCGUCACGCAAAAAGGUCUUGCUGAAGGUCAUCAUUCUGGGCGACAGUGGUGUCGGCAAAACGAGCUUGAUGAACCAAUAUGUCAACAAGAAGUUCAGUGCAAGCUACAAGGCCACUAUCGGCGCCGACUUCCUUACGAAAGAGGUUCUCGUAGACGAUCGUCUAGUAACAAUGCAGGCAUGUAUCUGGGAUACUGCGGGUCAAGAGCGAUUUCAGUCUUUAGGUGUUGCAUUCUACCGGGGUGCGGAUUGCUGUGUUCUGGUAUACGACGUGAAUAAUUCCAAGAGCUUCGAGGCUCUCGACAGUUGGCGCGACGAAUUCCUCAUCCAAGCGAGCCCUCGCGACCCAGAGAGCUUUCCUUUCGUUGUGAUCGGCAACAAGAUUGAUGUGGAGGAAAGCAAGCGGAUGAUUUCUUCGAAACGCGCCAUGACUUUCUGCCAAUCCAAGGGCAACAUCCCUUACUUCGAGACCAGUGCUAAGGAAGCAGUCAACGUGGAGCAGGCUUUCGAGGAAGUCAUCGCCCGAAGCGCCCUGGCUCAAGAAGAGGCUGAAGAGUUCAACGGCGAAUUCAGCGAUCCCAUCAACAUCCACCUCGAUAGUGACCGUGAUGGUUGUGCCUGUUGA